This is a messenger RNA of Miniopterus natalensis, 1797 nucleotides long. NCBI's taxonomy places the organism in Eukaryota, Metazoa, Chordata, Mammalia, Chiroptera, Miniopteridae. The record is from RefSeq and is a predicted model, not a curated record.
GCAGACUCAUUUCCAUAAUCACAUUUUUAUUUCUUUUCCCUUGUUUUUCACAUGUUUAACCUUACAAAGGAUCACCUUCACUCAUACCACACACAUGCCACAUUGGGUAAAUUUACAAUGUGAUUUGUUGAGAAAGGAAAUAUACAGAUAAAUAGAAAAGUACAGUCUCCAUAGAGCUAGGAGAAUAGCAUCAUCUUUUUUGUCUAUAUCAGAGAACUCUGACCAUUGCAUUUUAUUUUCUGUCAUUAAUCUUCUACAGACUUGCUGGAGAUUAUUGAAAACCUCAAACUGCCAGUUCUUACCCUUUCCCAAACACUUAGAAAUGUAUGUGACCUCACAAUAAGAAGGAUUUCAUGUAAAAUAUGAUUUUUGUUCCUUUAAAUAAAGAGAUAUUCUUAAAAUUGUUCACCAUUAUGGUACUCAGAACUCUAUGUUAGACCAAAAGACUUAGUGGUUUUAUGAGAGAUUUCAUUUCUGGUUCUUAUCUUUAGUAUUUUUACCAUCUUGGAAUCUUAACUUUUGACCCUUAAUUUCUAUAUGUGUAAACAGGAAGAUAAUCAUAACACUAUCAUUUUGAUAUUAUUGAUUAAUAUGUAAAGGCCCUAGAUUUCUGCCUAAAACUUAUUAAGCAUUUGAUAAAUCUUAAUCUUCUGCUUUUGUCCUUUCACUUAAGCACUUACUGUAACAUUUUUUAUCUACUGAAAAUGUGGUAACUUAGUAAUUUUCACUAGUGAUUAAGAAACAGAAUUUGUCUUUCAGUAUGAUUAUAUGGGCUCUGAAGUGGCGGUUGCAACUGAGAAAGUUGUCCAUAUCUUUGGUCUUAUCAACACUAUGUUUUCCCAGCUGAAAGUGACUGCUAUGUUAACAUCUUUGGACCUCUGGUCAGAUCAGAAUAAGAUUUUAUCUACCGGGGAUCCUAAUGAACUACUACAAAGAUUUGUGUUAUGGAAAAAAAAAGUUUUGUUUCAAAAGUCCCAUGAGGUCACAUUCUUAUUAAUUUAUAGGGAUUAUCCUACUUACGUGGGAGCAACAUAUCGUGGAAUGGCAUGUGAUUCAAAGCUUGCUGCAGGAAUUGCUCUGCCCCUGGCAACCACCAUUCUAUUCUCUGCUUUUGAUCGUGUCAGCUGUGAACACUCAUAAUUUUGCUUCUUCCUUUCCAAGUGAGAUGUCAUUUAUUUAUUUUAUUGCUUAUUGCUCUUGCUGGCUCUUCCAAUGUUAUAUUAAAUAGAAUUGGUGAGAGAGAGAACAUUCUGUCUUAUUCUUGAUCUUAGAGGAAAAACUUUCAGGAAUUCACUAGUGAGUAUGUUAGUUGUGAGCUUUUCAUACAUGUAAUUUAUUAUGUUAAGGUAGUUUUCUCAUAUUCCCAUUUUGUUGAUUGUUGCUUAUCACAAAAAGGUGUUGAAUCUCAUGAAAUGUAUUUUCUGCAUUAACUGAGAUGACCAUGAGGAUUUUACCCUUCAUUCUGUGAAAAUGGUAUGUUACAUUGAUAGAUUUUCCUAUGUUAGUUAAUUAAUCCCUGUAUUCCAGGGGGAAAAACCUCACUGACUCCUGGCGUAAAGUCCUUUUAAUGUGCUAUUGAAUUCAGUUUGCUACUAUUUUGUUGAGGAUUUUUGCAUUAAUAUUUGUCAGGGAUAUUUGUCUCUAAUUUUUUUCUUGUUGAGGGUUUUGGUGUCAGGUAAUGCUGGCCCCAUAAGAUGGGUUUGUGAGUAUCCCUUCUUCGAUUCCGUGGAAGAGUUUGAGGAGGAUUGGCAGUAAAUCUUUGUUAAAUGUUUGGUAGAAAUUACCAGGAAACCAUCA